AUGUGUGCCGCUGUACAUACAGUCACUGCUUCAAAUGCUCGCAUUCUAUCAUCUCUCAAAUCACCUCCAAAUGUUGUCGUAGUAGGUGGAACAUCGGGUAUUGGUCGAGCCAUGGCUAUUUCCAUUGCUAAACAUUGUCCUGCAGCUAAUGUUACCAUUAUUGGACGAAAUGAAGCUGCUGCCAAAGAGAUAGUCCCACAAUUAGGAGCGAAUGGCGAGUUUAUUCGUGCCGACGUAUCCCUAAUGACUGAAAUUCGAACCGCCGCACAGAAAAUCAAUGCCGUGGAUAUAUUAGUAUUAUCACAAGGAAUAUUAACCAUGGCUGGUCGUACACCAACAGCUGAAAAUCUUGAUAAUAAAUUAGCUUUACAUUACUAUGGUCGAGUUUUAUUCGUUCAAGAACUUCUUCCUCUACUUCGAUCAUCUCCCAAUGGAGGAAAAGUUCUAUUUGUAUUACAUUCUAACAGGGGUAAUCUAUCUAAAAUCAAUUGGAAUGAUAUGGCACUUGAAAAUUCAUAUUCAGUCUCAUCAGCUGCCAUUCAUGCCACAUCAUUUACUGAUCUAGUUAUACAACAUUUUGCCUCACAACCAGAAAAUGUGAAUAUUACAUUUACUCAUGCAUAUCCAGGUUUUGUUAAGACACCAUUAGUUGAUAAUUUACCAUUUGCUGCUCGAGUUGGAGCGAAACUUUUGAUGGCAGUUGGUAUUGGUAUUAGUCCAGAAGAUUGUGCAGAAUAUAUGGUGCAUGGAAUGCUUGGAACGGAGAAAGGUUACAGAUAUGUCGACAACAAAGGAGAAACAAUAACGAACAAAACGCCUGCCGAACCUGAAAUGAUAGAGAAAGUCUGGGAACAUACAUCUCAGAUGAUUUCUGCACGUUAA
This is a messenger RNA of Didymodactylos carnosus, 882 nucleotides long. Lineage: Eukaryota; Metazoa; Rotifera; Eurotatoria; Philodinida; Philodinidae. The record is from the annotation of a GenBank genome assembly.